AUGAGAUAUUAUGUGCAACAAUUAAUCUCGAGAAAUUUUGUUCUCAAGCAAAAUUGGUCAAACCUUUUUUUGAUAAAAAAAAUUGCAUCCGAAUUACGUCGGAAAAAUCACCUUGGAGCAACAUUCUUUGGAAUUUUGUUUGAGCAUAAUUAUAUGUAUGCUCUUACACCGCUGCCGAUAUUCCAUGAGCAGCAACACUUCAAUAAAAUUUAUCCAUGUAGAGAAUUUUCAACAACAUAUAACGAAUUAAAAGUGGGGAUUGUGCCGAUAUGUGGAAAUUUUCUAUCAUGGAAAAUUAAAUUACGUUUACUCUCUCAUCCAGUUCCCUCUGAAUUAUGGGAUCUUCUAGAAAUUCUUCCCGAUACUGAAAAUUAUCUUUACAAAUAUUUAAACAAUAAAGAUGUUUAUUUAUUAUUUUUAUUAAUAAGAAAACUUCCUCAAGUCAAACAAGCGCAAUUGGAUAAUAAAUGCACGAAAAUUUGGCGAGAACUACGGAAAUUUCGAAAACCAUUUGAUGAAAAAUCGUACAACUUCCUGUUACUGAAAGGACCGUAUUCAUUACGUCAAGAAAUUCUUGAUGAAAUGGUAUUUCAUAAUUAUAUACCAAAUAUUGCGGCAUUUUCACGUCUGAUUGAAGAUUCUUGUCGGGCACAAGACACAUUUCAAGCGAGGCAUUGGUUUCGAGUAAUGCAUGAAUUGAAACAAAGUCCAGAUGCACGAAUAUAUAAUCUACUUGUUUAUACUCAUACGAAUCUCACACAGGAAUUAAGUUUGGCAAAAUAUUUCUUGGGAAAAAUGAUUGAUGUUGGUCUGUUGCCUGUUCAAUCGGUCAUAUUUGAUUUUAUGCGGCAAUCUUUAAAUUCUAAUCAAUCAGAAAAUUUUGAUUGGGCUUUCGAAAGGUUUUUUAGAGGGAAUGGACAAAAAGGAUUUCAGGCAACAAUAGACGUUUAUCAUAUAUUACUUGAGAUUUUUGCCAAACAAUCUUCUUUUGAAUUGGCACAAAAAUAUUUUGAUGAUAUGAUUAAAGUGAAAAGAUUGGAACCGAAUGAGAUGACUUUUCAAUCUUUGAUCAAUGCUUAUGUUGGUGACGAUAAUUGGGAUAAAGAAGAUUCGACAAAUAUUUCACAAUCAAGUAGAUUGCAAAAAGCUUUAAAGAUAUUUAAAGAAAUGAAACCGACGCACCAUAUUAUAGCUACACUUGACACUCAUCUCCUAUUAAUUCGAAGGAUAUUAUACCCUUCAAAGUUUCUAAAUAUCAAUGAUAUUGAUUUUGCUGAUCUCAAUUAUCUAACAAAAAGUCUACUUGAGGACAUCCCGCGAGUUCAUUGGGAAAAGGUUUCCGAUUCGCUGUUUAUCGAUAUUUUUUCAAUACUUGUCAACCAUAAUUUCCUCACACAAUCGCACGCGAUCUAUUUCGAAUUACGCAAAAGAGACAAUUCUUUUGCAUUGGACAAUGGGGCAUCCGUAUUGAUAAAGAAGCAUUGUAAGGCCAGAGAUUUAUUUUCCGCAUUACAAAUUUAUUAUGACUUAGGUUCUGUGGGUAUAAAAGCAGAGUUAGAUGCCUACGCAUGCAUAAUGCAAGAAUAUAAUUAUCGUAAUGAUCCGGAUGGCGCAAUGAAAUUUUAUGAAUUUGCAUCUCUAACAAAUCCCAUAUUUAACAAAGAUUUCUAUCAGCCGUUACUUGAAGUAUGUGUAUACAAUAGAAGAGCAGAAUACGCGUUGGAGGUCUUGGAGGAUCUGAUUAGGCGCAGCUAUAGACCUGAUGUUUAUAUGUACAAUAUCACCCUUUAUGGAUUAUUUAAAAGUCGAAAUUGCGAAUCUGCUAAACGUUUAUUUCAAGAUAUGCAGAAACGCGGAAUUCGUCCACAAGUGGCCACAUACAACAUUCUUAUACAAGGAUAUGGAAACGUGAUGCCUGACUUGUCUGAAGUUAUUAACACUUAUCAAUUAAUGAUAGCUGCAAGAUGCGAGCCAGACUCGAAAACAUACGGAAAUUUAAUGAUGGCACAUAUUCGUCACGGUGAUUUAGAUAGAGCACGUAAAGUAUUCAAAGCGAACGUCGCUGCAAACAAACCUGUUGAUAUUCGAGCAGCAUGUGACCUAAUGAAAAAGCUCGCCAAAGUUUCUGAUAUCGAUUUCUGUUGGAAAGUUUAUCAUCAAUUAAAAUUAGAAAAGAAACUGUGUAAAGAAAUUUUUCAGGUUGCCUUCUACGUGGGUUAUCUUGCGCAUGAUGACGAGAAAGUUAAAGAUGUAUUGACAGAAUUGCAUACGCAAGGAGUAAAAAUAGAUCUUAGUGUUAUAAAGUAUCUUGGGCUUCAAAAGUAUCUAGGACGUCGAGACAGCGUAAAAUUUACUUGGUUGUUGAAUUUGUUAUCUUCGGAAGAAUAUGUUUAUAAGAAAUUGGAGAGUACUUCGUAA
Ambispora leptoticha is the source of this 2418-nucleotide messenger RNA. The record is from the annotation of a GenBank genome assembly. Lineage: Eukaryota; Fungi; Glomeromycota; Glomeromycetes; Archaeosporales; Ambisporaceae.